AUGAUCGCAGCGUCUGACUCUCUUUCUCUUAUUCUCGUAGGCACGAUCGAAACAGACCCGAGGCUUGUCAGUGAAGGGCGGUCUCGCCACGGUCGCGCGAUUCAACUUCUCCGAACUGAGCUUGAGCACACCUCCCCGUCAUGCGAUGAUGCUGUCCUCGGCACUGUAGACAUGCUUGCCAUGUGUCAGCUUUGGGCGCCUAUAUCGUCGAACGACUGGAGGACUCACGUUCGCGGACUUUGCACCUUACUCAGCCUUCUGGGUCCUCGCAGUUGCAAUACACCUUUUCAAGCGUCCUUGCUGCACUAUUUUCGCCAAGUUGAUGUUUGCGAGGUCUAUACAGAGUCGAAGGCGCUCCAUCUUCGGCGAAGGUGCUUGGAUCGCUGCAGCAGAGACGCUGGUUCAGGGUGGUCUUGCCGAUCUCGCCAACCUUGCGAUGCCUAUUCCUGCGGCAUUAGAGGCUGCGGAGUCUGUUGCUGCGUCAAGCAAAACUUCGCAAGAAGCAACCGCUGCCAUGAAUCGACUCAUGGCUCUCGACGGGGAGUUAAGCAGCUGGCUUUUCUCAUGCUACGUGCAGAAACCAUAGAGAGUCCGACUUCGCUCUGGAACGUGUCGCCAUUCAGUCGUUACCAGGGUACAUACGAUUCAGUUAAGGACGUCUUUACACCUGUCUUCGACUGGCCUGCCAAGGCUGCAGGUAUUGCGCACCCCUAUUACUGGUCCUGUUUGCUCCUUGUACGCUACGCUCUAGUCAAUGUUGGCCGUCACGAGAAGCUGCAAACUUUCGACGCUCCGUGGUUCGUACAGCGAGCUUACGAAGCUGCGGACUCUAGAUAUCAGGUCUUGCCUUACUUUCUGCAGGUCUUCAGCGAUAGCGUGGGAGGCGUAUUCUUCAUUGGCGGUCCUUUGAGGAUAGCUACUGACUUUCAAAUGGAGCAAGGCUGCCAACGUGAGAUAAGGAAGCUAGAGUGGUGUGGGGUGGGGGAUGAUGAGGUGGAGAGCGGUCGUCUCAAGUUCACGGUUUCGCAUCGCCUGCCGCUGUUCUUCCGCGCGUUCGCUGGGAUGAUGGCGGUGCAAUAA
Baudoinia panamericana UAMH 10762 is the source of this 1080-nucleotide messenger RNA. RefSeq lists its product as uncharacterized. The transcript has a single exon. Lineage: Eukaryota; Fungi; Ascomycota; Dothideomycetes; Mycosphaerellales; Teratosphaeriaceae. The record is from RefSeq and is a predicted model, not a curated record. The coding region runs from base 1 to 1080 and encodes 359 amino acids.